UUCCAGUUUUGCUUUUUGCCUUUGAGGCCAGAAAUCGCACCUGCCAGCUCAACAUCCGCCCCUCUUCCAGCCUCUUUCUGUCAAUCCUGCCCGUAUCCCCUUCUUUGCAUUUGUAUACCCUCCCCCAAGUCCGCUCCGAUCCAAUCCGGAGACUCGACUUUGCCCCCGGACUCCCGACCAAAUCCGUUCCUCAGCUCAGGGAAGCAGCUCUGCGCUCUGCACGUCCCUUCCCAGUUGCUCAACCAAUCGGUGACCCCUGCCCCGCCCCUUUGGGUUUGGCCCCUCUCACGCCGCCAAUCCGCGCCUUUUGUCCCGCCCCUUGCCCGUGAGUCCGCCAAUCCCGCUUUUCGGAAAGCGUGGCCUGGUAUCCCGCAGCCGGAGCGGGUCGUGCCGGAGGGGGGCGGAGGCGGAAGUGGCGGUGCCGGGCCCGGGGAGUAGGAAGGAGCCGGGGCUGUAGCCGGAGUGGAGCGGCUGCCAGCCGAGGAGCAGGCGCGGCCGCGGCGCCAUAUUGCGGCCCUCAGCGGCCGCGACCGAGUCAUGGCCGAGACCUACGACUUCCUCUUCAAAUUCCUGGUGAUCGGCAGUGCAGGAACUGGCAAAUCAUGUCUCCUUCAUCAGUUCAUUGAGAAUAAGUUCAAACAGGACUCCAACCACACGAUCGGCGUGGAGUUCGGAUCCCGGGUGGUCAACGUGGGUGGGAAGACUGUGAAGCUACAGAUUUGGGACACGGCUGGCCAGGAGCGGUUUCGGUCGGUGACGCGGAGUUAUUACCGAGGGGCAGCUGGAGCCCUGCUGGUAUACGACAUCACCAGCCGGGAGACAUACAACUCACUGGCUGCCUGGCUGACGGAUGCCCGCACGCUGGCUAGCCCCAACAUCGUGGUCAUCCUCUGUGGCAACAAGAAGGACCUGGACCCUGAGCGGGAGGUCACUUUCCUGGAGGCCUCUCGCUUUGCCCAGGAGAAUGAGCUGAUGUUCCUGGAGACCAGCGCUCUCACGGGCGAGAACGUGGAGGAGGCGUUUCUCAAGUGUGCCCGCACCAUCCUCAACAAGAUUGACUCAGGCGAACUCGACCCGGAGAGGAUGGGCUCUGGCAUUCAGUACGGGGAUGCAUCUCUCCGCCAGCUCCGGCAGCCUCGGAGCGCCCAGGCCGUGGCCCCUCAGCCGUGUGGCUGCUGAGCCCUGCGGAGCCAGCUCACCUGUUCUCCAGGACCAGCCCUGCCCUUCCGGCCGGGGGCCAGGCCCAGGCUCUGAGAGGCCAUGUCCCAACCUGCCGUGGCCCCAGAGGAGCUGCGCCACCACCUGUCCGCCUUCCCUGGCCUGGUGGGGCCUGGCUUUGGGGCAAGACUGAGCCACGGGGGAAGGGGGAACCCCUACCUGCUGCUGCUUCCUCUGUCUUGGCUAACCUCUGUCCCCCUGAACCCCUAACCAUACCCCAAGAGCUCCCAAAGCCUGAGACCAGGGUCAUUUGUCCCCAACUGCCUGCCUGGCCCCGCUGUUGCUAGUACCUGUUAUUUAUUACCUGGAGGCCUGUCCAGCACCACCCUACUCCCAUAAAGCAUUGUUUACACCUGU
Cebus imitator (Panamanian white-faced capuchin) is the source of this 1575-nucleotide messenger RNA. It is a transcript of the gene RAB4B, whose product is annotated as RAB4B, member RAS oncogene family. The coding region runs from base 538 to 1179 and encodes 213 amino acids. Gene Ontology annotation, cellular component: endosome. Lineage: Eukaryota; Metazoa; Chordata; Mammalia; Primates; Cebidae. The transcript is spliced from 8 exons. Gene Ontology annotation, biological process: Rab protein signal transduction; regulation of endocytosis. The record is from RefSeq and is a predicted model, not a curated record. Gene Ontology annotation, molecular function: GTP binding; GTPase activity.